CAAUUAGUCCAAUUUCAGCUGUUCGCCCAAGAUGACUUACCAAUCCAAAGCGGUCUCUUUACUCGUCCUCUUCCUGAUGGCGUUAUCCUUUUCGGAGGCUAGUCUACGUCGUCGAGCUUCCACCUCAGAAAUUUCCCAAGCCGCGAAUAAAUUUAGCUCCCGAAUCGUUGGAGGACAAGAGUCCGAUGUCCUGGCGGCACCCUACCUAGUCUCGAUCCAAAACGCCUAUGGUAACCACCUCUGUGGCGGCAGCAUCAUCGACGAUCGGCAUGUCGUCACCGCAGGCAGUUGCUUGGCUGGAUUACGAAAAAACAAUGUGCAGGUGGUGACCACCACCUAUAAUAACUGGGGAUCGGCGGGCUGGAUAUACGCCGUGGAGGAUAUCAUCAUACACUGCAACUUCGACAAUCCGAUGUACCAUAACGACAUUGCCCUGAUCAAGACGAAAACUCUUUUUGAUUACGAUGAUGUGACACAGAAUAUCACAAUGACUCCCUUGGAGGAUUUGACAGAUGGAGAAAAGCUGACCAUAUACGGAUACGGCAGCACGGAGGUGGGUGGAGACCUCUCGUGGGAACUGCGUCAAUUGGAUGUGACCUAUGUCGCCCCGGAAAAGUGCAAUUCCACCUACGGCGGUAGUCCGGAUCUGGAUGUGGGUCACCUCUGUGCCGUGGGAAAUGUGGGAGCCGGAGCCUGUCAUGGGGAUACCGGAGGACCCAUCGUGGACAGCCGUGGUCGCUUGGUGGGCAUUGGUAACUGGGGUGUUCCAUGUGGCUAUGGAUUCCCCGAUGUUUUCGCGCGCAUUAGCUUUUACUACAGCUGGAUUAUAUCCACGAUCAACGGCUGUGCUAUUUCCUAAUUUAAAAAUUGCAAAGUUUGUUAUCCAAUAUUUUAGUUGCCGAAAGAUACAUUCAUUCAAUAAAAUAGUGUAAAAAUUG
Drosophila yakuba is the source of this 938-nucleotide messenger RNA. Its product is annotated as chymotrypsin-2. The record is from RefSeq and is a predicted model, not a curated record. Gene Ontology annotation, molecular function: serine-type endopeptidase activity. Gene Ontology annotation, biological process: proteolysis. Lineage: Eukaryota; Metazoa; Arthropoda; Insecta; Diptera; Drosophilidae. Bases 32 to 859 code for a protein of 275 amino acids. The transcript has 2 exons.